Molecule: messenger RNA, 738 nt
Organism: Vitis riparia (riverbank grape)
Lineage: Eukaryota; Viridiplantae; Streptophyta; Magnoliopsida; Vitales; Vitaceae
Product: dof zinc finger protein DOF1.6-like
Exons: 1
Coding region: 99-614 (171 amino acids)
Biological process (GO): regulation of DNA-templated transcription
Molecular function (GO): DNA-binding transcription factor activity; DNA binding
Source: RefSeq, a predicted model, not a curated record
UGUAGUGUUGCGCUGGGUUGGUUCUUUUUCUAUAUAAAAGCCUUUUCUCUGCCUCAUUUUCUUCCACCAUCAUCCAACUUCCAGCCCCACUUCACCAUAUGCAGUCAGAACCCGGCAACCACCAGCGGCCCACUGGCCCUCCACCUCCUCCGGAGAACCACCACCACCUCCAAUGCCCGCGCUGCAAUUCCACCAACACCAAGUUCUGCUACUACAACAACUAUAACCUCUCCCAGCCCCGCCACUUCUGCAAAUCAUGCCGCCGUUACUGGACUCACGGUGGCGCCCUCCGCGACAUCCCAGCCCGCGACAACGCCCCCAAGCGCUCCCGCUCCCGCUCCUCUCCGGUGACCCCGCCCCUGGCCUCUUAUCCCCCGCAGCGCGUGCCUCCCGACCUUAAUGUCGGCGCGUCUGGGAGUUUCACCGGGUUGCUGAACUCGCAUGGAUCCGAAUUCUCGGGUCUGGAAUACGGUCUCGGAUCAGGUCUUCACGAGGUUGGUGAUGGUGGAGCGUGGCAGAUUGGGAUUGGUGAAGAAGUUGAGCUAGUGGAGGGCAAUGGCUUUACUUGGCCGGAUCUUCAUGUUUCAGCUCCCGGAAGAAUUCUGAAGGAAUAAAAACGAUGGGUCUGAAUUCAAGUCGACCCGAUUAAUCCAAAGAAAUGGGUCAGGAUUUAUAAUUAAGUAUAAGGUGGGGGUCUAUUUUGAAAAACAGAAUGAAAUUUAGAUAUGAUUGAAGGAC